Messenger RNA from Nanorana parkeri, 4008 nucleotides. It is a transcript of the gene SETDB1, whose product is annotated as SET domain bifurcated 1. Gene Ontology annotation, molecular function: protein binding; DNA binding; zinc ion binding. Bases 181 to 3978 code for a protein of 1265 amino acids. Gene Ontology annotation, biological process: negative regulation of gene expression; heterochromatin organization. Gene Ontology annotation, cellular component: nucleus. NCBI's taxonomy places the organism in Eukaryota, Metazoa, Chordata, Amphibia, Anura, Dicroglossidae. The transcript is spliced from 23 exons. The record is from RefSeq and is a predicted model, not a curated record.
CGCGCCUCUUUUUUCUCUGGCCUGUCUCUGUGGUGACGUCAGUUCCGGGGGCAGAUAGCGAGGCUGUUCGGUUCCGGAGCUAGACUUCCGGCCCGUCACUCCGGCAACCGGAGACAGAAAAGGGGUACCGGGAAGACGGCGCAGGAAGAGAGCACAGGGAGUCGGCCAGCAUCUGCCGCCAUGGACGAAUCAGAUGUGAGCGAUCUGGAGAACAUGGUGGUGGAGGAGUUGGGAAUCUCUAUGAAGGAGCUCGAGGAGUUCAUAGACAAGGAGGUGGAGAAGAAUGAGUUUGUGAAGCAGCGGAAGGCACAGUUGUUGGAGCUGGAGCAACUGGUGAAGCAGAAGGAGGAAGAGGUGGCCCAUGUGGACAGCUUGUGUGACAAUGCUUCAAGGGCUCUCGAGGACUGCGAAAUGUUAGUGAAAACGUUGUACAGUGAGAUGGGCAUCACAUACAAGGAGACCAGCUCAGAUGAUGAUGAAUCCUCCAAACCUGUGGAAGUCAUUGAAAUCCCAGAUGAGGAUGAGGACGAUGAUGAUGUCGUGAGUGUGGGAUCAGGUGAAGCAGUUGUUAGUAAAGUUCCUAAAGAGAAACGACUGUUAAAAGACGCUAUGGCUGCCAUGAAGAGGUGCCAGAAAGAUGUACAGAACUUGGUGGAGGCCAUUCACAAGAAGCCUGUCAUUGUUUUAGAUGGACCCCAAACUCGCCUGUCCUCUCAUCCUUCUUCGCCUUCAAGUUCUGUGGGUGGUCCCAACCAGACCUCCACAGCCAAUGACAUGAAAAAGGAUGGAGACCUUGUUGUGGGUAUGAGGAUUCUUGGUAAGAAGAGGACCAAAACAUGGCACAAGGGGACCCUGAUUUCCAUUCAGAUGGUUGGAGCAGGAAAAAAAUACAAAGUCAAAUUUGACAACAAAGGGAAGAGCCUGCUGUCCGGCAACCAUAUAGCGUAUGAUUACCACCCACCACUAGAUAAACUGUUUGUUGGGAGCAGAGUGGUGGCCAGAUACAAAGAUGGCAACCAGGUAUGGCUCUACGCUGGCAUCAUAGCUGAACCUCCCAGCAACAAGAAUAAAAUGAGAUUUCUGAUCUUCUUCGAUGACGGCUAUGCUUCCUAUGUUACACACUCAGAACUAUACCCCAUUUGCAGGCCAUUGAUCAAAACCUGGGAAGAUAUUGAAGACGUGUCCUGCCGUGACUUCAUCGAAGAAUAUGUCACUGCGUACCCUAACCGACCUAUGGUUCUGCUGAAAAGCGGCCAGCUGAUAAAAACAGAGUGGGAGGGCACCUGGUGGAAGUCUAAAGUGGAAGAGGUUGAUGGAAGCCUGGUGAAGAUUUUAUUCUUGGAUGACAAGCGUUGUGAGUGGAUCUAUCGAGGCUCCACCCGCCUGGAGCCCAUGUUCAGCAUGAAGACCUCCACAGCUUCCACUCAAGAAAAAAAGCAGGCAGGACAGCAGCGAACACGUCCUAAUGUGGGUGCGGUGCGGAGUAAAGGACCUGUGGUACAGUACACACACGAUCUUACUGGGAGUGAAUCUCCUUAUAAAACUACAGAGCCAAGCUCACCCCAGUCGAUCCCAUCACCACAACUUAUCGACACAGACUCUGACAGCCAGCAGGCUCAGUCCAAGAAGCAAGUUGCAAAGAAAAGUACAUCGUUCCGGCCAGGAUCUGGAGGCUCCGGGCCAUCGUCUCCUGUACCCAGUGAGCCGCCUCCCACUGUGCGGCCUGUCCAACAGAAUCAGACCAACCAAAUGCAGAUUCAAACUGUUCACACCAUCCAAGCUAUACAGACUAUUCCAACAAUACAUGCCAUUCAGACUAACCAGACGAUUCAAAUCGCACAGUCUCAAAGAUUUGUGGCCAACGUGGCACAGAUUCAAGUCCUUCAGACAAAUGCAUUGCCGACGGAGAUCACUUAUAAGGCUCCCACGGAGAAGCUGUUUUACCUACGCCACAACUGUAGCCACGCAUGCUUAUCCCGUGUCCGUAACAUAUCACAUCGGAUCAGGAACCCUCUGCUGGUGCCACUGCUGUAUGACUUCCGCCGUAUGACCGCACGGCGGCGGGUUAACCGCAAGCUGGGAUUCCACGUCCUCUACAAAACGCCGUGCGGCCUCAGCCUGCGAACCAUGCCUGAGAUCGAGCGUUACCUUUUCGAAACAACCUGUGACAUGCUGCUGUUGGAAAUGUUCUGCUUGGACCCCUAUGUUCUGGUGGACCGCAAGUUCCAGCCGCAGAAACCUUUCUACUAUAUCCCCGAUAUCACAUACGGAAAGGAGGAUGUGCCGCUCUCCUGCGUCAAUGAGAUAGACAGGACCCCUCCUCCACAGGUGGCAUAUAGUAAGGAGCGCAUUCCCGGCAGAGGAGUAUAUAUUAACACGGGCCAGGACUUUCUGGUGGGAUGCGACUGCACGGAUGGAUGCCGAGACAGGUCAAAAUGUGCCUGUCACCAACUGACGUUGGAGGCCACUGGCUGCACGCCGGGAGCGCAGAUUAACACACAAGCUGGAUACCAACACAAGCGUCUGGAGGAGUGUCUUCCUACGGGGGUGUAUGAAUGCAACAAGAGAUGUAAAUGCAAUCACAAUCGAAAUCUAUGCACAAACCGCUUGGUUCAGCAUGGCCUCCAAGUGCGUCUCCAGCUUUUCAAAACGCAAAACAAAGGUUGGGGUAUUCGUUGUCUGGAUGACAUUGCAAAAGGGUCUUUCGUCUGUAUAUAUGCAGGUAAAAUCCUGACAGAUGACUUUGCAGACAAGGAAGGGUUGGAGAUGGGAGAUGAAUACUUUGCAAAUUUGGACCACAUCGAGAGUGUAGAAAACUACAAGGACGGUUACGAAAGUGAUGUCAAGUCGUCUUCGGAUAGCAGCGGCGUAGACAUCAAGCAUCAGGGGGAAGAACACAGCGGCACAGAAGAUCAGGACGAGUCCCAAGACGACAGUUCGGACGACAAUUUUGGAAAGAACGAGGACAUCACAACCAGCUCUGUAUGGCGGAGCUAUGCUACACGGCGGCAAACUAGGGGACAGAAAGAGAACGGGACUGUAGACACCUCCUCUAAGGACUCUGCUCUAGCCAGACAGACCAGCCAAGAGGAGACCACAGACUGCAAACUGCCCGAGGAGACCUCCAAGAACAAGGUUGCUUCUUGGUUGAGCUCUAACACGGACUCAUUUUUGGACCCUGAUAGCCGGUCGUCUCUCAAAUUGGGGGAUGCAGCAGAUAUAGAGAAGCAGGGGAAGAAGGAGGAACCUGCCAAGGAUACUGAAGACAGCAAGCCUGCUGGGGAGAGCAAUCGAUCGUAUGGUUAUAAUCCAACGCCAGCUAAGCCUGAGGGCAUCAAAAGGCCACUGAGCAAAACCGCCAUGCACCAGAUCAGACGCCAGUCCAAUGCCCACUCUAAUGAAGAUGUGCUGACCUUGUCCAGCAGUUCGGGGAGUGAUGUCGGCAGUGGGGCAAACAAGAAGCCCACCACCCAGACUAAUGCCAAUGACAGCGACGAUGUCCAAACCAUUUCUUCUGGUUCUGAUGUAGACGAGGACAAGAAGCACAUAACCACUACUACCGGCCCAGUGAAGAGACAAGUGGCUGUAAAAUCCACCCGCGGCUUUGCCCUAAAAUCCACCUAUGGCAUGACAGUGAAGCCCAACAUGGCAUCUGCGGACAGAGGCGAAGGAAUGAUUGGCCGGAGGACAACGCGGCAAUUUUACGAUGGGGAGGAGUCUUGUUACAUUAUCGACGCCAAACUUGAGGGAAAUUUGGGUCGAUACUUGAAUCACAGCUGCAGUCCCAACCUGUUUGUACAGAAUGUGUUUGUGGACACACAUGACCUGCGAUUUCCCUGGGUGGCUUUCUUCGCCAGCAAGAGGAUACGGGCCGGCACGGAGCUGACCUGGGAUUAUAACUACGAGGUGGGGAGCGUGGAAGGCAAGAAGCUGCUGUGUUGCUGCGGAUCCACAGAAUGCCGGGGGCGCCUCUUGUAACCUCCAUCCAGAAAACCUGUCCAAGGUGCU